UACAGCGCGAGCGUCUGCUCUCGUGAAGGAAGGCGACAGCUGGCUGCGCGCGCGCUGCGUUUUGAUGGAACAACCGACGCAGAAGAGGCGGCGCAGGAGGCGCCUGGUCGUGGUUGUGGUUGUGGUGGUGCUAAUGGUCGUUGUUCUGGCUCUGGGAUUGGGACUGGGUCUGGGACUGACCCACGGCAGAACUUCUGGAGGAAUAAAAGACACUUUCCUGAAAAGAUGCCAAAAGUUCAACGAUUUAAACUGCCAGAAUGUGUGGGAUGCAUUUCAGCGAGCCUAUAUCAACCGAGACCCCUGCACCGUUACCACGGACGCCUAUGACCCUUUCAUCGAGGCCGUGUCCUUCAAAUCUCAAUGCAACAGAGGGCUGCUCUGGAGCAAAACGAAGGAGGUGGCCCACUCCUUUUCCCAGAAACGAGACUGCCUUGUGACCUUGGAGGACACGCCGUUGGGGGCCAUCCUGAACGACCUGACCUGGUGCGGGAAGCAGGGCAGCGACGAAACUUUUACCUCCGGCUGCCCGGGAUACUCGGCCUGCGACAACAACACCGUGCGCUCUUAUUGGAAACGUGCUUCAGCUGCUUUUGCAGAUACUGCCUGUGGCGACGUCUCGGUGAUGCUGAGCGGAUCUAUCCAGACGCCGUUCGAUCCUAACAGUAUUUUUGCGAGCAUCGAGGUGAAAAGGUUGCGUUCCCCCAAAGUGAGACGCUUGAACGUUGUUUUGGUCGUGGAGAAAAACGCCGUGACAAACUGCACCAACGGAUCUUUGAAGAACCUGCAGAACGUUCUGGAUGCUGGAAUCGGUUACGGCUGCAAAGAAGUGACCCGAGACCAGAUCGACAAGUGCAGCUCAGACCCAGAGAUCGCCUGUGGAGCAUGCUGGUGAGGAUUUUGGACCAGAAGAUAGAAACAGACUCCUCCUCCUUUUUCUAAAGCACAAUUUUUAACCUCAAUGUUUUUACUUGUGGGCAUUUGAUUUUAAACUUUCUGUCUUGUAAAAGAAAAAAAAUGAAAGGGAACCUUAAAAUGUUCAUUUUAUAUUCAUGGUUUUUUUAUGUUUCACUAUUGUUGUUCAUUAUCUGGCUCCUGACAGAUUAAAAUGAUAUUAAUAAAAGUUUUUCUUUGAA
Oryzias latipes (Japanese medaka) is the source of this 1133-nucleotide messenger RNA. Its product is annotated as ADP-ribosyl cyclase/cyclic ADP-ribose hydrolase 1. Lineage: Eukaryota; Metazoa; Chordata; Actinopteri; Beloniformes; Adrianichthyidae. The record is from RefSeq and is a predicted model, not a curated record. Gene Ontology annotation, molecular function: NAD+ nucleosidase activity, cyclic ADP-ribose generating; phosphorus-oxygen lyase activity. Gene Ontology annotation, biological process: positive regulation of B cell proliferation. Gene Ontology annotation, cellular component: plasma membrane.